This is a messenger RNA of Sardina pilchardus (European sardine), 2152 nucleotides long. RefSeq lists its product as uncharacterized. Lineage: Eukaryota; Metazoa; Chordata; Actinopteri; Clupeiformes; Clupeidae. Gene Ontology annotation, molecular function: nucleic acid binding. The transcript has 2 exons. Gene Ontology annotation, biological process: DNA integration. The record is from RefSeq and is a predicted model, not a curated record. The coding region runs from base 129 to 1775 and encodes 548 amino acids.
CAAUUAGACUGUGCGGUGAUUACAAACUUACAGUAAACCGCGUAUCUUUGUUAGAGCAGUAUCCAAUCCCCAAAAUUGAAGACCUUUUUGCCACAUUAUCUGGAGGGCAACAGUUUUCUAAAUUGGACAUGAGCCAUGCAUAUGCCCAAAUUCUUGUCGAUGAGGACUCAAAGAAGUACCUUACCGUGAACACGCUCAAGGGUCUUUUCACGUACAACCGCCUACCCUACGGGGUUUCCUCUGCCCCAGCUGUGUUCCAAAGGACAAUGGAGAACCUCCUGCAGGGGAUACCGAUGGUUGCAGUGUACCUAGACGACAUCUUGGUCACAGGCGAGAAUGUCCAGGCACACUUGAAGAACUUAGCUGAAGUGCUGAGUCGACUGGAGAAGGCUGGGUUACGGUUGAAGCGGACCAAAUGUGAGCUGUUGAAGGACGAAGUCUGCUACCUGGGCCACAAGGUCAGGAAGUGGACAGCAAGAGAUGUCACACUGUCUCAAGUCCACAACUACGUCCUGAGUGGAUGGCCUGAGAUAAAGGACCCCCAGCUCAUGCCAUACUACAGCAGGAAGCUGGAACUGAGUGCACAGGAUGGGUGUAUUCUCUGGGGAGCCAGAACAGUGAUCCCACAGCAGGGACGAGUUGCCCUCCUGAAGUCACUCCACCAAUCACAUCCAGGCGUUUCACGCAUGAAAGCUCUUGCUAGGUCAUAUGUAUGGUGGCCACGGAUGGACCAGGACAUAGAGAGAGAGGUGAGCAUGUGUGAGGAAUGCCAACAGAAUCGAAAAGCUCCACCAAAUGCUCCACUGCAUCCAUGGGAAUGGCCUGAGAGGCCAUGGUCCCGCAUCCACAUUGAUUACGCAGGGCCGUUUUUGGGAAGAAUGUUUUUGAUCAUUGUUGAUGCCCAUUCAAAGUGGAUCGAUGUUUACCCCACAAAUAGCUCCACAUCGCAGAUAACGAUUGAAAAGCUGCGUCACUGCUUUGCUGCCCAGGGACUCCCACAGAUAGUAGUGUCUGAUAACGGUAGCUGUUUCACAAGCUCAGAUUUUGACCAGUUUAUGACACAAAACGGGAUCCAGCACAUAACAUCUGCCCCAUUUCAUCCAUCCUCCAAUGGAUUGGCAGAACGCGCCGUGCAGACUUUUAAGGAGGGGGUGAAGAAACUGAGAGGAGGCAGCAUUGAGACCCGCGUUUCCAGGUUUUUAUUCAGCUACCGCAUCACACCCCAAGCAACAACAGGGCUGUCGCCAGCAGAAAUGCUGAUGAACAGAAGGCUCAGAUCAGCUUUUGAUCUGCUGAAGCCGGACAUCAAGUCCAAAAUACAACAAAGACAGUUGAAACAAAAAGAAAACCAUGACAAAACAACCCGACUGAGAAGGUUCAGUCCUGGAGAUGCGGUGUAUACAAGGAACUAUGGCCUGGGACCAAAAUGGGUGCCUGCUACAGUGGAGUCACCUACAGGUCCUGUUUCAUACACCGUCAUUUUGGGAAACGGCCAGAGGAUGAGGAGACAUGUCGACCAGGUGAGGGCUCGUCAUCCAGAAUCCUCAUCGUCACUGGACAAGCAGACAGAACCGCCGGAGGCCUGCAGCCGGGAGGAUGAACCUGGAACAUCAAUGCAUCAGCCAAAUGCAGAGCCGCAGCCUCCUGAUGAACAGGGGGAUCAGCAGAGUGCAGUCCCGGAGAGACUGGACUUGCCUGUUAACCCACCAGCAGAGCUGCGCCGCUCUGCCAGAGAGCGUGUGUCACCGCAACACUUGGAAGACUAUAUUAGAUAGUAGUGAGAUCAGAUCAUGUUCGAGGAAAGGCAAGAAUGCGCCUUAUGAUCUCACGGAAGACAGGCAGUCUACCCUGUACUUCCUUAGUUUAGUUACACACACAUUUAAAAAAAAAAAAAAAAAACAACAACCUUGUAUUCAUGAGAUUUUGUAUUGUUCUGAAGUGAGAUGUAGCAAUGUGAUUUUGUAGGUUUUCUACUAAGUAAGAACCAAGUUGGUAAGAAAAUGAGUUUGCAUAAUGUAAGUAUAUGCUGUUAGCUUAACGGUGAAGGAGUGUAGUAACCUGUUGUUAAUACAAGUCCACUAGGUGGCACUAUAGCUAGACUAUCACGAGUAUUGCUGCUGUGUUAACGUGGCGACGUAGAAGAAGUUUUACC